CGGAACAGUAGCAUCUGUUGUGCCGUCCUUGUCUACUUUGAUCUUAUACCAGUCCGUUCUUUCAAGUGAACCAAUCCGUCGGCACGAGCUUGUCCAGUGAUCUCACGCAACCGCACCUCCGGCAGCGCAAGCUCUCCACCAGCACCGACCCAUUGUCGCACACGGCAUUCCAAGGUUCCCUCAAAUAUCCCGGUACUGUUAUCAAAAACUAUGGACUCCGCAUACGACCACAUCCAAGAGGAGAGCUACCCAGAAGACCCAGCCCCGCAGCAACAGGCCGGCAAAGACAGCUCCAAGCCGGGCGCGAACAACUUCAACAGCGAGAUCCAAGAUGCCUACAAAGCCAUAUCCAGCAGCCCAUGGGCAGCACGCCUGGGGGGCUUCCUCGGAUCCGUGAAGAAGCAGGGCGAGCACUACUACGAAGGCGCAAGCUCGAGCGCGACAGCCGGCCUCUCCAACCUCAUAAAACACACGCGCAACCUCUCUGUCAGCGCCGGCGACUCGCCGACCUCCCCAUCAGCCGCCAAAGACGGCCCCUCGACCGCAACCACAACCGACCCCGCCUCCUCCGGCGCGCACCCCGACCGCCCCGAAUCGCUCCCCGCAGACAUCGUCAAAGAAGCCGAGGGCAUGCUGAGCCGCUUCCGCGCCGAAGCGGCCAAGCGCCUCAAAGACAUCGAGAAAGCCGAAGACGCAGCCGACGAAGCGCUGCUCAAAUUCGGCACCAACAUCCGCGCCUUCCUGCGCGACGCCGUCACCAUCGCGCCCCCCGAAACCGACGCCCACGGCGCCGCCACCGGGAAAGUGCUCUUCGAGUCCAAGGACAGCAGCGGCAAGAAGGUCGUGCAUGCCACCCGCUUCGACGCCCAGCUGCACGUCAUCCACUCGUCGCUGGACUCGUUCCUCAGGGACCCCGUGAGCCCCGAGUGGGAGAGCUGGAAGAAGGGGUUUGAUGUGGACAAGAAGACGGAGGCGAUUGCGAGAGAUCUGGAGAGGCAUGUGGAGCUACGGACGGCUAUGGAGACGUGUGUGCCUGAGAAGACAGAGUAUAGGGAUUUUUGGUGCAGGUAUUAUUUCCUGCGGCAUGUGAUUGAGAGCGAGGAGCAGCGGAGGAGGGAGAUGCUGAAGGCAUCCGCUCCGGCAGAGGAGGAAGUAGCGUGGGACGAGGACUCUGACUCCGAAGCCGACGCGGCAAAGACUCCCAGCAAGCCCACCCCCACCAACAAAUCCGCUACCAGUCUCGCCGCCUCGAAAGAAACGCUGAAGCCCGCUGCCGAGGAUACACUCAAGCCGGCGCAGCCACGCCGCUCAAACGACGAGAAGUCUGUAGCGGAUAGCGACGCGAGCUACGAUCUGGUCAGUGGAGCGACGAGCCGGGCGCCGGGCUCGCCGCAGGACAAAAAGAAGGAGGUUGUUGCCGAAGAGAGCGACGAGGAGGACUGGGAGUGAGCGGGCAUGGGCUUGGAUGGAGUUUGUAGGCGUUGGAACGCUUUGAGUGGGCUUGAGUGAAUAUUACUCGAUUUCUAUUCAUCUAUAUACCUGUGCGGGUAUUUUGCGCGGACCCUAAGUACCCUA
Messenger RNA from Trematosphaeria pertusa, 1575 nucleotides. RefSeq lists its product as uncharacterized. The record is from RefSeq and is a predicted model, not a curated record. NCBI's taxonomy places the organism in Eukaryota, Fungi, Ascomycota, Dothideomycetes, Pleosporales, Trematosphaeriaceae. Gene Ontology annotation, cellular component: cytoplasm. The transcript has 3 exons. Bases 211 to 1449 code for a protein of 412 amino acids.